[Torrubiella] hemipterigena is the source of this 3610-nucleotide messenger RNA. The record is from the annotation of a GenBank genome assembly. Lineage: Eukaryota; Fungi; Ascomycota; Sordariomycetes; Hypocreales; Clavicipitaceae.
CGGUAGAAUACAAAACAUGGGGAAAAGAGAAGAGAUAAUCUAUUAUAAAAGGGGAUGUAAUAUGCCCCGGAUUCCCCAGGCUUUUGGUGGUUAGCUAGGAUAUACACUUGAAAUGCAACACGGACAGUAUGCAGCGCCACGACCCUUCCAACGCCGCCAGUGCAGAUAAGCGCAAUAGUGUAGGCACAGCCAAUGGUGUUGAGUACGCAGCCAAAGUCGAUGAAGCUCAAGGCUCUGCACGCAUGAAAGUGUAUGGCGACGCUGAACACAUCACCUACACGGAGGAGGAGAACAGGCGGGUCCUUCGGAAGAUUGAUCUCAUCUUGCUCCCCAUGCUUUGUGGAUGCUACAUGUUUUCGUUCUUAGACAAGACACUUCUCAACUAUGGCUCCAUCUUCGGCCUCAAAGAGAGUUUGCAUCUCAAAGGCAGCAACUUUAGCUGGCUAGGCAGCUUAUUCUAUAUUGGUUACCUACUUGGUGUAAUGACCUGGGCCAAACUGGUCCAGCGUUGGCCUCAACAUGCGGGCAAGUUCAUCACUGGAGCAAUGCUUACUUGGUCGACCAUUACUCUGCUCAGCCCUCUCUGCAACAGCUUUGCCGGCAUGGCGACAGCUCGCUUCUUCCUUGGAGCCGUCGAAAGUAUCAUUGGUCCCGUCUUCGUCAUUGUCACUAGCAACUGGUGGACUCGCCAGGAACAAGCCUUGCGAACUGCAUUUUGGCUUAGCGGCACUCCAAUCGGCAACUUCUUUGGCGGUCUGCUGACGUAUGCACUCGGCACAGUGCACGGAGCAAUACACACAUGGAAAAUCUUUUACCUUUUUUUCGGCGCCUUGAGCUUUGUCUUUGCCUUGUUGGUAUUCUGGUUAAUGCCAGAUAACCAGGCGAAUGCCAGGUGGCUCAACGAGCGUGAGAAGAAGGUGGCUAUUGAGAGAGUGCGAAAGAACCAGAAUGUCACCUCGGACGACCAGUGGAAGUGGCCACAGUUCUGGGAGGCCCUACGCGACCCUCAAACUAUAUUGUUCUUUAUUACAGCCGUAGGAAACACGAUGCCAUCCACAUUCGCCAGUCAAUUCUCCAGCCAAGUCGUUGCUGGCUUUGGUUUCACCAAACUCCAAACUACGCUAGUCUCGACAUGCCCUGCCGCCACUAUCCAGUUUGCUUCCUUCAUCAUUUUCUCCUACUUCGCCUCCCGGUUCAAGAAUAUCUCCUUGAUUCUCAGCAUGCUUUGCUCUGUUCCGCCUUUGAUUGGUGCAACUCUCCUACAUGCGCUGCCUCUGGAAAAUCAGGCUGGGAGGCUUGCGGGAUAUUAUCUCACUUACACCCAUUCGCUGUCAUUUACUCUCAAUACUGGCUUAAUUGCGUCUAACUUUGCGGGCAACACGAAGAAGACAACUGCGUCUGGUCUCAUCUUUGCAGGGUGGGCUGCCGGGUUGAUAGCGGGCCCUCAAUUCUUUCUGGCUUCUCAGGCACCUGUUUACGAACUCGCGUUUAGAAUGUUGAUGGUUACCUAUACGCUCAUGAUCGUGGUCCCCAUGUUUCAGAUUGCGUGGUACCGCUAUGAAAAUGCUCGCCGUGACCGCAUGAUGAGAGACUUCGUCGGGGCAGAUGGAGUGCUUGAGGCGGAGUUUACGGACAAGACGGAUUUCGAGCAGUGGGAGACAUACAGAUACAUUAUGUAAAACAGAUAGUUCAAUCAGUCUAUUAUUUGAUGCUACUGGCUAGUUUUCUAGAUGAUGAAUCUGCCCGUCACCUUAUCCAUGGUAUCACAAAUAUCAGUGCCCGUUGGUAGCCUCAGCAUUGCCUCGAGCAACUCACGCCCCUUUUUGACGUACACACCCCAUUUCUCAGCGUGUCUAAAUAGUUCCAGUAUCCAGUGUAUGUGUACGGGAUCAGACGUUGUCAAUCCGGCGAUAAAGAGAGAGGACGGCAGCAUAGACGAUGGGGAUUCGGUACGUGACGGGUCAUGCGUGAUCUUCAACUGGCAGUUCAUUACCUUGGAAAUGGAAUGAUUGAAAUCAAACGACGAUAGUGGCUGUGGUAUAAAGGGUUGGUUAGCUGGUUAUUAUUCGACCAUGAAGGGGUUAGAAACUUGCAUAAACAAGAUAAAGGUAAAGUAGCGCCGAGUGGAGGGCAGAGAGUACAAUAUAGUAUCCGUAUGCAGUUGGGCUGAGUACGCGAUGCUCAAUUAGAGCACUUUCGGUUUCAGAAGUGUCCAAUUUUGACUGCAUCGCAACAUUCCACCGGUCAAUCUCCUGCUGAAUAUCCUUGUAUAGUGCUGUAAUCUCGUCUGUCCGUACUGGUGCCUGAGUGAUAACCUCGCUUGUAAGCUGCUCGUACAGUCUUACAUCCAGGUCUGCAACUCGCAUGCGGAGAAUUCCUGCACGAAGGAGGUUAAGCAGCGCGUAAUCCUCUGUUACCACAAUGGGCGGUGAAUGUCUUGCAAAAAGCGAGGAAAACGUAGGCAUCGUUCGGAGGAGAUUGACGAGCUGCCCGCCACCGAGACGGUGGAGCGAUGCGCGCCCAUCAAGUAUCGCUAGUCGCACAAGAAUGCGUUUUGUCAAUGGCGAUAUUGUGUCUUUUUCAGCAGCACCUGCUUCAUUAUCACGCUUUGUCGAGACAAUUUCAACAGCGGCUGUGAUGAGCUUGAGAAACGAAUCAACGCCAGAGGCUAGCAUGUGAACGGUCUUAGCACGCACAAACAGUGCUGAGAGCAAGCCAUCUAUCUCAACGUUUUCAGCCUGUCGGAACUUGUCAAAUGACUCUUCAGCAAGUCGUGACAGGGAGGCGGCCUGGGCAAGGUAUAAUGGGUCGUCCAAGGCAAGGUGAGACGCAGAAAAGGCCAGGAUGGCAUGAAACAGAGGCGGAAAGUGUAGUGAUUGGGUAAACGCGGAUAUGAAGAGAUUGUUUGAGUAUUUGGAAUUGUCGUCUACCUUAGCAUAGCCAGUCAUGACGUCCAAGUAAUGCUGGAUGAGAUGGCGGUUGUUGGCACCAAUAGACGUGCUGCCUAUGGCUUCAGUCACAUCGCCACCACUGCUAGACUCGGAAGCAGCUGUAAUCGUAGCAUCUUCGGUUACUGUCUCGGAUAAGUUCAAAGUCGGCGUCAAGGUUAGCGACGGCCAAGAACUAAAAUGCGCCGUUGGUGAGUCGGUGUCGUAUAGUAGACUUGAUGUAUCUAUGGCAGGCAGUGGUACAAACUCCAGGCCUUCGCCCACCAGAUGCAGAUCAAGCGAAUUGUACAAGAGGCCAAAGUCGACAUCAAAGGCGAGACCAUCGACGUCACCAAUCGCGUCAACGGGGUUCUGAGAGACGCGACUCUGCUGGGCUGCGCUAUCUGUAGCAGGUCUCGGCGGUAUCUCAGCAGAUAGCCCGGUAUCACCGUCUCUCGUAAUGCUACUCUCUUUUGGACUACCGAUCUUGCCUGGCUCUUCCGUGCGAGAGCGCUGGCCGACCGCACGCCUUCGCUUAGGAGGCGGGACAUACUCUUCACCAGGGACCGGAGCAAGCCAUCGACACUGGAAACCAAGUCGUUGGCAAUUGGAGCACGAGGAUCUCGGGCCAUUUGUGCCCUGGCAUUUUACUUUUCGUGUUUUACAUGUAUGGCAGCCUGUUG